CCGAGCGAGGCAGCAAGAUGGACGCGGGAUUCUUCCGCGGAACAAGUGCAGAACAGGAUAAUCGGUUCAGCAAUAAACAGAAGAAGCUACUGAAGCAGCUGAAAUUUGCAGAAUGCCUAGAAAAAAAGGUGGACAUGAGCAAAGUAAAUUUGGAGGUUAUAAAGCCUUGGAUAACAAAACGAGUAACGGAAAUCCUUGGGUUUGAAGAUGAUGUUGUGAUUGAGUUUAUAUUCAACCAGCUGGAAGUGAAGGCCUGAACCAAAAUGGAAGUUAUUCCUUGCGUCUGAAGUAUAGCACCAUCACCUUAUUAGGUCACAGCAGAGUGAGUGUCCCAAUGUCGCUCUGACCCAACUCCCUUGAUGAUGCAGUGUGUGUUUGGAGAAUCCAGACUCCAAAAUGAUGCAAAUCAACCUGACUGGGUUUUUGAAUGGAAAAAAUGCUAGAGAAUUUAUGGGAGAACUGUGGCCCCUGCUGUUAAGUGCACAAGAAAACAUCGCUGGAAUCCCUUCUGCUUUCCUAGAACUGAAGAAAGAAGAAAUAAAACAGAGACAGAUUGAACAAGAAAAGUUGGCAUCUAUGAAAAAGCAAGAUGAAGACAAAGAUAAGAGGGAUAAGGAAGAAAAAGAAAGCAGCAGAGAAAAAAGGGAGAGAUCUCGAAGCCCAAGAAGACGCAAAUCCAGAUCUCCUUCCCCUAGAAGACGAUCUUCCCCUGUCAGGAGAGAGAGAAAGCGCAGUCAUUCUCGAUCUCCCCGUCACAGAACCAAGAGCCGGAGUCCUUCCCCUGCUCCAGAAAAGAAGGAAAAAACUCCAGAGCUCCCAGAACCAUCAGUGAAAGUAAAAGAACCUUCAGUACAAGAGGCCACUUCUACUAGUGACAUCCUGAAAGUUCCCAAGCCUGAACCUGUACCAGACCCUAAAGAACCUUCUCCAGAGAAAAAUUCCAAAAAAGAAAAGGAAAAAGAGAAGACCCGACCAAGAUCUCGGUCUCGUACCAAAUCAAGAUCCCGGACACGUUCUCGCUCUCCUUCUCAUACUCGACCUAGGCGGCGCCAUAGAUCUCGAUCAAGAUCAUACUCACCUAGAAGGCGGCCAAGCCCAAGAAGGCGACCAUCUCCUCGAAGAAGAACUCCACCAAGACGAAUGCCUCCUCCACCAAGGCAUAGAAGGAGUAGAUCUCCAGUGAGACGAAGAAGGCGUUCAUCAGCAUCCCUGUCUGGGAGUAGCUCAUCAUCCUCUUCAUCUCGUUCCCGGUCACCGCCAAAGAAGCCUCCUAAGAGGACAUCCAGCCCCCCUCGAAAAACUCGUAGGUUAUCUCCUUCAGCAAGUCCUCCGAGGCGAAGGCAUAGGCCAUCACCUCCAGCAACUCCACCGCCAAAAGCUCGUCAUUCCCCAACACCCCAGCAGUCAAACCGUACAAGAAAAAGUCGCGUUUCUGUCUCUCCAGGGAGAACUUCAGGUAAAGUGACAAAACAUAAAGGUACUGAGAAAAGAGAGUCUCCUUCACCAGCACCCAAGCCUAGAAAAGUGGAGUUAUCUGAAUCAGAAGAAGAUAAAGGUGGCAAAAUGGCUGCAGCAGAUUCUGUGCAGCAGAGACGCCAGUACAGACGACAGAACCAGCAGUCUUCAUCUGAUUCUGGCUCCUCCUCUUCCUCAGAAGAUGAGCGACCCAAGAGGUCCCAUGUGAAGAACGGUGAGGUAGGCAGGCGGCGGAGACAUUCCCCUUCCCGGAGUGCCUCUCCAUCACCUCGAAAGCGCCAGAAAGAGACCUCCCCUCGUGGUAGACGGAGGAGAAGUCCCUCCCCAGCACCCGCCAGAAGACGACGUUCUCCUUCUCCUGCUCCUCCUCCUCGACGGCGCAGGUCUCCCACACCACCACCGCGACGAAGGACUCCUUCUCCUCCCCCACGUCGGCGCUCACCUUCCCCAAGAAGAUACUCUCCUCCAAUACAGAGGAGAUACUCCCCUUCUCCACCUCCAAAGAGAAGAACGGCUUCUCCUCCUCCCCCUCCUAAACGAAGGGCAUCACCAUCUCCACCACCAAAGCGUCGAGUCUCCCAUUCUCCACCUCCCAAACAAAGAAGCUCCCCAGUCACCAAGAGACGUUCGCCUUCAUUGUCAUCAAAGCAUAGGAAAGGGUCUUCCCCAAGCCGGUCUACCAGGGAGGCCCGGUCACCACAACCAAACAAACGGCAUUCGCCCUCACCACGGCCUCGAGCUCCUCAGACCUCAAGUCCUCCACCUGUUCGAAGAGGAGCAUCAUCAUCACCCCAAAGAAGGCAGUCCCCAUCUCCAAGUACAAGGCCAAUUAGGAGAGUCUCCAGGACUCCGGAACCCAAAAAGACAAAAAAGGCUGCCUCUCCAAGCCCUCAGUCUGUAAGGAGGGUCUCAUCCUCCCGAUCUGUCUCAGGAUCUCCUGAGCUAGCAACUAAAAAGCCCCCAGCACCUCCAUCCCCUGUCCAGUCUCAGUCACCCUCUACCAACUGGUCACCAGCGGUACCGGUCAAAAAGGCUAAAAGCCCAACACCAAGCCCGUCACCGGCAAGGAAUUCGGACCAAGAAGGAGGUGGAAAGAAGAAGAAGAAAAAAAAGGACAAGAAACACAAAAAGGAUAAGAAGCACAAGAAGCACAAAAAACACAAGAAGGAAAAGGCUGUGGCUGCGGCUGCUGCAGCCGCUGUAACCCCUGCAGCCAUUGCUGCCCCCACCACCACUUCAGCACAGGAAGAACCGGAGGCAGAGCCCGAGCCUCAGAAGGAGACUGAAAGCGAAGCCGAAGAUAACCUUGAUGACUUAGAAAAGCACCUGCGUGAAAAGGCCCUGAGGUCAAUGCGGAAGGCUCAAGUGUCCCCACAGUCUUAGGUGGAAAUGUUUGUUAUGAUGUAAAUUUUAUUUGGUUUGUACGCAAUUCAAUUUCAAAAUUGCUAAAAUGUGUUUGAGCUUUAGACUAUAACAUUUGUUGUAAUAAUUGCUAGGUUGAAGUUCACCAUGUAAAAAAAGGGCAUGGAUUUACAUUGCAAAAGAUGUCCACAGUGUGUUAGUGACAUUCUUUCAUUGAGAGCUGACAUAAAUUCAUUUAGAGUGAAAUAUUUUAAGCCAAAAAAA
Messenger RNA from Ceratotherium simum simum (southern white rhinoceros), 3102 nucleotides. The record is from RefSeq and is a predicted model, not a curated record. Lineage: Eukaryota; Metazoa; Chordata; Mammalia; Perissodactyla; Rhinocerotidae.